Messenger RNA from Candidozyma duobushaemuli, 738 nucleotides. RefSeq names its product Spc34p (gene SPC34). The record is from RefSeq and is a predicted model, not a curated record. The transcript has a single exon. Lineage: Eukaryota; Fungi; Ascomycota; Pichiomycetes; Serinales; Metschnikowiaceae. Bases 1 to 738 code for a protein of 245 amino acids. Gene Ontology annotation, biological process: attachment of spindle microtubules to kinetochore. Gene Ontology annotation, cellular component: DASH complex; spindle microtubule.
AUGGCUCGCCUAGGAGAUAUCCUCACCUCAAUCGAGGCGCUGUGUGAUACAAUGAAUAAUCUAGAAUUCGAACCUCCGGGCAUUUUUACGAAUGCUAUCAUUAACAAACCCGAUGUGACAUCCCUAAUACGCGACCCUUCAGAAGCUGAAUCGAGUCUCUAUAAAAUUAAUAAAGGUUCUGGUUUGGGGAGCCUGAUGCUACGGCUGAAGGAUGGCCAAGGUAAUGGAGAAAAGCUUACCUUUUUACAACCUCAACGAAUCGACGGAAAACGUGUUUUUGAAGAGGUUGAAGGUGAAACGUCCGGUCCUGUAGUUAGCGUGCCACGGUUGGUGAAUGUUCCCGACGACGACAAGAAAGAGAAUAUCGAGGCGAUGUCAUCACCAACAAAAAAGCGUUUCAUGAGCCAGUAUAAGCUCAUUUCGGCUGAUGUGUUGGAGUCCGAGGAUUUUGAGCUAAUAUAUGAUACUGCGAACGACGUGAUACUGCGAUAUCCAAACAUUGUCAAUGAUUCAAACAUCAAGGAAACGAUCAAAAACAUAAGGCUUGCAUACGACGAGCUUCUUGGAGAGACUGAGUCUCUUGAGAAGGCAGUGAAGCAGCAAAAGGAACAACUUGGUGCGCAAGGCGACAGCAUCUAUGAACUUGAGUCUCCCGGUAGAAACGUUGAUGAGCUUAUCAGAGGGGAAGAGGAACUUAUCGAAGGUCUUGAAAAGGAGCUUGAGGCUGCCAGAACUUGA